CUGAUCCGUACUGAGGAAGACGCUGGAGAGACCUGGAAAUUCAUCAGGGCAGCUUAGAUCACGGCCAUCAAUUCUAGAACUUUUGGCUGCACAACGCUCUUGUUCCGAGGCUGCUCAAGGGAUGAAGAAAGCAGAGCACGACCCUGGAAACCACACACAAGGGCAGCCAUCACAGGGUGCAAGGAAAGACCCUCCUGUCCCUCAGGUCGAGACUGUCGGGGAAUUCCUACAAAUGCGACCAGGGGAAGAGGUUAAGCAGGAACCGGAUGAGGGUUCCCUCCAGCAGUGGGAGACCCAAUGGCAGGAAUUCUUGAAGACGGUGGAGGCCCCUCACUCGGGCUGGGUGAGUCCUGGGCUGCCCGAGGAGCCGUGGGAAGAUCCGAAGGCCUUCCUGGCCUCCUUCGAGCAAGUGGCCGAGGCUUGCCGGUGGCCCAAGGAAGAGUGGGUAGGUCGCCUCUUGCCGGCCCUGCGAGGGGAGGCCGAGCAGGCCUUUCUCAGCCUGGAGGCCAAAGACAGAGAGGAUUACGGGAGCGUGAAGGCGGCCAUCUUGCGAGGGGAUGCCCUGAGGAGGGAGGCGCAGCGCCAGCGCUUCCGGCGGUUCCGCUACGAGGAGGCCGAGGGGCCGCGGGGGGCUUACAGCCGGCUGCGGGAGCUUUGCCGUGGGUGGCUAAGAAUCGAGAAGGACUCCAAGGAGCAGAUCCUGGAGCUGCUGAUCCUGGAGCAGUGGCUGACCAUCCUGCCCCCCGAAAUCCAGAGGUGGGUCCGGGAAUGCGGCCCAGAGACCUGCUCCCAGGCCGUGGCCCUGGCUGAAGAUUUCCUUCUGACGCAGCGGGAGGCCAAGAGGCACGAAAACCGGGUCUCCUCGGAGGAGGCUGUGAGUGGGUCUGAAAUGGGUCAGACUCCACCAGACGUCCGGCAGAAGCAUCUUUGCGUGGAGAUGAAGAAGGAAAAUAACAACGGAGAGGCCGUCCUGUUCGGUGAUGAGUGGAAAAGCGAGCGCCCGAGGGAGCCGUGUACGCUUUUGCCAGAAAAAGGCGAGCAUGAGGAGUUGACGAUUUGGAGUCGAGAUGGACCAGUCAGCCAGGAGAGAAACCACAUGGAGGAUAAGCGGGAUGUCCCUGCUCAGAUUGGUGACUUCCAUGUAAUCUCAGUCCGGCAAGAAACCCAGAAGGAAAAGAGAAAGGAGACGUGCCUUAGCGAUCAUUGGGGAAUUAACAGUGAAGAGGAAUCAAAUAAAAGCUUAAUUUUUCAACGGAGCUUCAGCAAGAGUGGAAAUCUUAAUGAAUGUGAAAUGCUUCAGGAAGAGGGGAGAUCAUAUAUAUAUAUGGAGUGCGGAGAGACUUUCCCUCAUAGCACAACCCUCCAAUCACGUGAAGCUAUCCAGGCAGGUGAUGUGCGAUAUCCAUGCUCAGACUCAAGCGAGAGCUUUUGCAACCAGGCAAGUCUUACCAAACAUCCCAGAGUGCCAAGAGGGGAGAAGCUGUAUAAGUGCUUGGAAUGUGGAAAAAGCUUUGGUCGGAGCGCACACCUCACUUCACAUCAGAUAAUCCACACAGGGGAAAAGCCGUACCAAUGCUUGGAAUGUGGGAAAAGCUUUGUUCAGAGUGCCCACCUUGUUUCACAUCAGAUAAUCCACACAGGGGAGAAACCAUAUCAAUGCUUGGAGUGUGGGAAGAGCUUCAACAAGAGCACAAACUUCCUCAGGCACCAAAAGAUCCACAAAGGGGAGAAACCACACCGAUGCUCAGACUGUAGCAAAAGCUUCUCUGACAAGCCAAGCCUUAUCCAGCAUCAGAGAGUUCACACAGGAGAGAAGCCAUAUAAAUGCUCGGAAUGCGGAAAGAGCUUCAGCCACAGGGGAAGCCUUAGUGCCCACCAAAGGAUGCACACAGGGGAGAGGCCCUAUACAUGCUCCGACUGUAGCAAAAGCUUCCGUGAUCAAUCAAGUCUUAUUCGACACAAAAGAAUCCACACGGGGGAGAAACCAUACACAUGCUCAGAGUGUGGAAAGAGCUUCAGCCAGAGCACAAACCUGACUUUACAUCAGAGAAUUCAUAAGGGAAAGAGAUCCAAUAAGUGUCCUGCAUGUGGGAAAAGCUUUAGUUGCAAAUCCAGCCUCAAAGCUCACCAGAGAGUCCACACUGGAGAGAAACCCUAUAAGUGUUUGGACUGUGGAAAGAGCUUCAUCCAAGUCUCCAAUCUUACUGCCCAUAAAAGAACCCACACAGGGGAGAAACCAUACCAGUGUUCUGAGUGUGGAAAAAGCUUCAGCCGGAGUGACCAUCUUACUUUACAUCAGAGAACACACACAGGGGAGAAACCUUACUCAUGUGCUGAGUGUGGGAAGAGCUUCAGCCAGAGCACAGACCUCACCUCACAUCAGAGAAUACAUACUGGUGAGAAACCAUACAAAUGCCUGGAGUGUGGAAAGAAUUUCAGUCGGAGUUACCGCCUUACUAUACAUCAGAGAAUGCACACUGGGGAGAAACCAUAUAAAUGCUUAGAAUGUGGAAAGAGCUUCAGCCGGAGUGACCAUUUGACUUCGCAUAAAAGAAUGCACGUGGGGGAGAAAUCAUAUAUUUGUGCUGACUGUGGGAAGAGCUUCAGGUGGAACUCAAGGCUUGUGGCUCACCGGCGGCUGCAUACCGGUGAGAAACCUUACAAGUGUUCCCUCUGCGGGAAAAGUUUCCGCAGGAAUGCUCAUCUCUGCCAGCACCACCGGAUCCACACGGGGGAGAAGCCCUACGAAUGUCCCGACUGUGGGAAGAGUUUCAAUGACAAGUCAACGUUCCUGAAGCACAGGAGAACGCACACGGGGGACAAGCCCUAUCGGUGUUCCAGCUGCGGGAAGAGCUUCAUCCAAAGUUCACAUCUUUCCAGACAUCAGAGAAUCCAUGCUGGAGAAAAACUGAAAAUGUGUCCAGUGUGUGGGAAAACGUUCAAAGAUAAAUCAGCCUUAAGUAGCCAUUGCAGAACUCAUACAGGAGAAAAACCAUAUGAAUGUGGGGAGUGUGGAAAAAGCUUCAGUCGGAAUCAAAAUCUUAUUCGUCAUAAAAUCAUUCACACUGGGGACAAACCAUAUAAAUGCAUGGAGUGUGGAAAGAGCUUCAGUAUGAGUAUUAAUCUUACAUCACAUCAAAGAACCCACACAGGAGAAAAACCUUAUAAAUGUACAGACUGCGGAAGGAGCUUUCGUCAUCGUAGUAGUCUCACUGAACAUCAGAGAAUGCACACAGGGGAGAAACCUUAUACAUGUAUGGAAUGUGGUAAGAGUUUCAGUGUGAGUGGUAGCCUUACUUUGCAUCAAAGAAGACACAGUGGGGAUAAACCAUAUAAAUGCAUGGAAUGUGGAAAGAGCUUCAGCGCUAGUGGCAAUCUUAAUAAACAUCAGAGGACCCACACAGGAGAAAAACCAUAUAGAUGCAUACAGUGUGGAAAAAGCUUCCGUUUGAGUGGUAACCUUACUUCCCAUCAAAGAACGCACACUGGGGAGAAACCAUACAAAUGCGUAGAGUGCGGGAAAAGCUUCAGUGAGAGUGGAAGCCUUACUUCCCAUCAAAGAACACACACUGGGGAGAAACCGUACAAAUGCAUGGAGUGUGGGAAAAGCUUCAGUAUGAGUGGAAGCCUUCGUUCACAUCAAAGAAUGCACACGGGGGAGAAACCAUAUAAAUGCAUGGAGUGUGGGAAAAGCUUCAGUAUGAGUGGAAGCCUUCGUUCACAUCAAAGAAUGCAUACUGGAGAGAAACCAUACAAAUGUAUGCAUUGUGGGAAAAGCUUCAGGGUGAGUGGAAGCCUUAGUUCACAUCAAAGAAUGCACACUGGGGAGAAACCAUACAAAUGCAUGGAAUGUGGGAAAAGCUUCAGGGUGAGUGGAAGCCUUAGUUCACAUCAAAGAACACACACUGGGGAGAAACCAUACCAGUGCAUGAUGUGUGGAAAAACUUUCAGGUGGUGCCAGCAGCUUACAACACAUGAAAGAGUCCACAAGGAAGAAGCCACCUUAAAUGCAUGCAGCAUGGAAAGACCCUCAGUGAUGAGUGACCACUUACUAGCCAUCAAAGUACCUACACUGACAAGAAAUCAUGUGAACGUAUGGACAGAAGUACUACAGACUGGAUAAGACCUAGUGCAGCACUGGGGAAAUGCCAUUGCCCUUCCCCUCAGGAUCGUUAUGGCAGUGAACUCACAGCUGCCCUUUAUUCUUGAAAAGUCCAGUGGGAGGAAAUCUUGUCCAAAAAUGUGUCGUGAGUAUUACAUUUAGUUGGCAAGAGCAAGUCAAAGAAUUUGUAUUCAAACUUCUUAGAUGCUACUGGGACAAUACUGAGUGGCUACUUCCCAGUCUUACACUAUUUUUCUCACAACAUGACCUGCCAGAGUGUGGGGUGAAUACAGCCGGUUGUUGAAUCAACCCAGCAGCCGUGGGCUGUUCCACGAUUCAGACAACACAGUGCUCCAUGGUUCAGUGAGUCAGCCCACACUCAACCCAUACCCUGGUUUGCUUCAUUGGACAAACUGGCUCUCAAGAAUUUAACUGAAGCAGUGCCUAGAAAUGAGAGAAUUUGAGUAAUUUCCUUUCCGGAAUCAAAAAUAAUACGAAGCAGACAUAUGUCAUUUUUUCUUACUUUAUUAAAAAAAAUAUCUGACAGAAUGUUC
This is a messenger RNA of Varanus komodoensis (Komodo dragon), 4656 nucleotides long. Its product is annotated as zinc finger protein 883-like. Gene Ontology annotation, molecular function: RNA polymerase II cis-regulatory region sequence-specific DNA binding; DNA-binding transcription factor activity, RNA polymerase II-specific. The record is from RefSeq and is a predicted model, not a curated record. Gene Ontology annotation, cellular component: nucleus. The transcript has 7 exons. Gene Ontology annotation, biological process: regulation of cytokine production; regulation of immune system process; negative regulation of transcription by RNA polymerase II. The coding region runs from base 122 to 4123 and encodes 1333 amino acids. Lineage: Eukaryota; Metazoa; Chordata; Lepidosauria; Squamata; Varanidae.